Molecule: messenger RNA, 835 nt
Organism: Exserohilum turcica Et28A
Lineage: Eukaryota; Fungi; Ascomycota; Dothideomycetes; Pleosporales; Pleosporaceae
Exons: 2
Coding region: 14-763 (249 amino acids)
Source: RefSeq, a predicted model, not a curated record
CGGAAAUCUCAACAUGGCGUCAGACCAAAAUCCAAUCAAGUUCUUCGACAUUGCCUCCGGGCCCCCAAAGCGAUGCUAUGCGCCCAACCCAUGGAAAACACGCUACACGCUCAACAUCAAAAACGUGCCCUACGCAACCCAAUGGGUCGAGCUACCAGAUGUAAAAUCCACACGGCUAGCCCACAAAGUCGAUCCCGUGCGCAAGUUCCCAGACGACACGGAUUUCUACACACUACCCAUGAUUCACGAUGUUGCAAACGACACGUGGGUCGGCGACUCCUUCGACAUUGCCGUGUACCUGGACGAGCAGUAUGCGGAGAGCGGCGAGAAACUGUUUCCCCCGGAUAGUAUUGGGAUCCACCGCGUCUUCAAUGCGCAUGUUGACGCGCUGUUUACGCGGCACGUGGUGCUGUGCUCGAACUAUAUGCCGCUGAAUCCUGAGACGGCGGAGCAGACGAAGCGCGAGUUUGUGGAGAGACUGCACUUGGAGAGCUGGGAGCAGCUUUGUGUCGAGGGCGAGGCGCGCGAGAAGAUUCUCAGGGCGUUUGAGGCCGAUAUGGAGGAUUUUGCUAAGCUCUGGCGGUUUGGCGAUCACGGCCCGUUCCUCGAGGGCAAGCGGUUGACGUAUGCCGAUGUCAUUGUGGGUGGGUGGCUCCAGUUUGUCAAGGCCACUCUGCCCGAGUGGGACAGGAUUUGUACGUGGCAGGGAGGACGGUGGAAGAGGCUGGUGGAUGCGCUGGAGCCGUGGGCCAAGCAGGGGUAGGGGAGUGAGGAGAAACGUGGAGUGAAGUGGUGAGUUGAUGAUAUCUGCCUAGCCUAGUGCUAUCACUCUAUG